Molecule: messenger RNA, 1615 nt
Organism: Gordionus sp. m RMFG-2023
Lineage: Eukaryota; Metazoa; Nematomorpha; Gordioida; Chordodea; Parachordodidae
Product: transcription factor Ken-like
Exons: 2
Coding region: 208-1506 (432 amino acids)
Biological process (GO): regulation of transcription by RNA polymerase II
Molecular function (GO): DNA-binding transcription factor activity, RNA polymerase II-specific; RNA polymerase II cis-regulatory region sequence-specific DNA binding
Source: RefSeq, a predicted model, not a curated record
UUUAGAUAUGGAUUUUAUUUUUUCUGUUUAAAAAAAAGAGAUUUUUUUUCUAAAUAUAUUUUGAAAAAGAAAAUAUUUUUAAAACAAGACGCUAGCGACCUUCUUCAUUCCGAUUAUGAUGUCUCAUUGAAAUUAUAGGCAAACUAAAAAUUCGCUUGUCUCACAAAUAUAUUUUCGACGAAAAAAAUUAAUUAGCAGAAAAAAAUAAUGAAUACAAUUUUUGAUCCAAAAUACCCUAUCGAUUAUAACCACGUAAACAGCAUUAACAUCCUCGGCGAUUAUGACUCCAAUUCCUUUUAUCCUAGAUUAGGGAAUUGCAUGAUGACAUGGAAUUCUAUGUCGAAUAAUUCACAGAGGCAUGGAAACAUAGGACAGCAUCAUUGUUCUGUAGUUCCUAGUAAGGGAUUUAAUUAUAAUGAUUCGCUGGCCAUUUAUUAUAACUAUUAUCGAAAUUAUUUCAAAAAACAUUUAAUCAAUAGUAAUAAUAAUACAAAUAGCAACAUUCACAUCCGUCAUUACGAUAGUAUAAGUAAGUCAUCGGAAGAGAUAAACAGUUAUCAACCUAGCUCCUUUGAAGGAAGGUUUAUACGUACGAAUAAUAAGAAAAUAAAUUUGUCGACAGCUCAGCCUACGAAACCACAGUUGAAGGAAUUGACUUGGGUAUGUAAUCAUAAAGGAAAUGUCCAAAAUUUUGGAAACAACGUUAAUAAUAAGGACAAUACCGUUUCGCUACAAACUACCCAAAAAAUCGUUAAGGAAAAAAGGAAAUAUAAAAUUAAAUCAAAAUUAUCUAAUAAAGUUAUGUAUAAUCCUAAAUCGGUAGUAGUGAGUAACAAUAAUGGUAAUAAUGCUAAUGGUAUAAAAACAGAAAAAAUAACAAAUGAAAAACGUGAUAAACCAAAGUUUUAUAUCGAAUCCUUGUUAGGUAUCAACAUAUCUAACAAUCAACCCUGUGCCAUUCCUACGCCGCCUAUGCUAUCUCCCCACCCCUUAGCCAGAUCGAAUUCGAGAGAAAUUACAAAAUCAUCUAAUAUUAAACAAAUAAAUCCCGAUAUCGAUAUAAAUAAGGUCAAUUUUAAAAUGCUAUUACCAGCCGACAAAUUAACGCAAUACGAAUUUUCAAUGGAUGACAAUGAUAAUAGCGCGUCUUCUUUUAGUUCUAUCGAUAAAAAUAAAUUUAGCUCAACCAUGAACCUAAUGAGGUCUAAAAUAAUAAUCCAGGAUAAAUCACAUAACUGUUCUUACAAAAUCAAGAAAGGUGCCAAAGAACUGGGUCAGAAUUCGGAAAAGAUGUCAUUCAAAACGAAAUGUAAAUCACAAAAUAAACAUUUGUGCAUAUUUUGUGGCAAAUAUUAUUCCAGGAGAUACGGUCUGAAAAUUCAUUUAAGAACCCACACCGGUUACAAACCUUUGAGGUGCAAAUACUGCGAACGAAGUUUUGGGGAUCCUAGCAAUCUCAACAAACACAUACGUUUACACAACAAUAUCAACGGUAAUGGAAAAUGAUUGGUUCAUUAAAUAUUCCGAUAAUUUGCAUAAUAUAUCGUCUAAAAAAAUUCUGCAUCAAACUCAAUAUAUUUAUUUAUUAUAAACUAUUUAUAUCAAUUCGCAUACU